This is a messenger RNA of Prunus persica (peach), 2574 nucleotides long. RefSeq names its product protein STABILIZED1. Bases 573 to 1979 code for a protein of 468 amino acids. Gene Ontology annotation, cellular component: U4/U6 x U5 tri-snRNP complex; catalytic step 2 spliceosome. The record is from RefSeq and is a predicted model, not a curated record. The transcript has 2 exons. Gene Ontology annotation, biological process: mRNA splicing, via spliceosome; positive regulation of primary miRNA processing; positive regulation of miRNA metabolic process. Gene Ontology annotation, molecular function: protein binding. NCBI's taxonomy places the organism in Eukaryota, Viridiplantae, Streptophyta, Magnoliopsida, Rosales, Rosaceae.
GAACGGCAGGCGUGGUUAUGGGGUCUGAGACGGUGCGGUGGAUAUGGAAGUCGGUGAAAUGCGGUGGCUAUGGAGGUACUGGAGCAAAAAAAGUCUACGGAGGUGUUUUCUUUUUCUUUUUGGCGCCAGAUUUUUAGCGUGAAGAAGAAGAUGGACCUAAUUUUAUAAUUUGGGAUUUUUUUUUUUUUUAAAAAACGACACCGUCUGCCUGUCUCUGAAGUUUUAGGUUUUACAAAGCAAAACGGCGCCGUUCGUACAAAGAAUUUUUCCCAACUUAUAUUUUUGGGUGUCUUUUCCUAAUAGAAGUCGGAAAGGAAAAGAAAGAAUUCCUUUUCAGAAAAGGAAAACCACUAGGUGAGAGCCGCCUAUAAAUAUACAAAGACGAGAAGAAAAAACAGAGACAAAAGCACACACGCAAAAGUCAAUUUUCCUGUUUCCUAAGGAAUUGCUGUCUUGUUCGGUCGUCGGUGGUUUUUUAAAGAGAACGAGAUAAAGAUAGAGACGGUGGCUUUGUCAUUGAAAUUCGUACUCCGAUUUUGUUUCAGGUCAGGGUAAUCGAUCUUACUGGUAGUAUGGAGGAGGUAAAAAGGGAUGCGAUAAAGAACGGUAGACGGUUGAUGAAGAGUUUGACGGAGAGGAAUCCUAAGCAGCCACUUUGUUGGAUUGCAUCUGCGAGGUUGGAGGAGGACGCUGGGGAAAUGGAGGCAGCGAGGCAAUUGAUUCAGAAAGGAUGUGAGGAGUGCCCAAAUAGUGUGGAUGUGUGGUUGGAGGCGUGUAGGAUUGCGAAUGCGAGGAGCAGCCCCAAUUCCAAUGAAGCAGGUAAGGCUGUGAUUGCCCGUGGAUUGAAUUUGAUACCCAAUUCGGUGAAGUUGUGGAUGCAGGCUGCAAAUUUGGAGCAUGAUGACUCGAAUAAGAGCAGGGUUUUGAGUAGAGGAUUGCAACACAUUCCUGAUUCCGUUCUGCUGCGGAAGGCGGUGGUUGAGCUCGCCACUGCCGAGAAAUCGAAUGAGGAGGAGGAGGAGGAGGAGGAGAAUGCAAAUGCAAAGCAGAGCAUGAACUUGUCUUGGGAACCUGAGAGAGCUAGAAUGAUUCUUGCCGAAGCCCGAGAAAGGGGGGGAGGCACAGAGAGAGUAUGGAUGAAAUCAGCAAUUGUUGAGAGAGGAUUAGGGAAUGUUGAAGAGGAGAGGAAAUUGCUUGAUGAAGGGUUGAAGAAAUUUCCUUCGUUCUUUAAAUUGUGGUUGAUGCUUGGACAGCUAGAGGAACGGCUUGAUCGUUUGGAAAAAGCCAAGGAGGCUUAUGACUUGGGGCUGAAGCACUGCCCCAAUUCUAUACCGCUCUGGCUUUCUCUUGUUAACCUUGAAGAGAAUUUGAAUGGGGUGACUAGUGCUCGUGCAGUCCUCACACUAGCCAGGAACAAAAAUCCUCACAACCCUCAACUGUGGCUUGCUGCAACUCGAACUGAAUUGAGGCAUGGUAAUAACAAGGAAGCUGAUAUUUUGAUGGUGAGGGCUUUGCAUGAGUGUCCCAAUAGUGGUAUCUUGUGGGCAGCAUAUAUCGAGAGUAUGGUACCCCUCCCCCCUUCUCAAUGGAUGGCCAAGAUUAUGGAUGCCCUUAGGAAAUGUGAUUACGAUCCCCACGUCAUUGCUGCUGUGGCCAAGUUAUUCUGGCAUCACAGUGAGGUUAAGAGAGCUAGGACUUGGCUCGACAGGGCCGUCACAAUUGCCCCAGAUAUUGGGGAUUUCUGGGCUUUGUACUUCAAAUUUGAACUUCAGCAUGGGACUGAUGAGAACCAGAAGGAUGUUUUGCGAAGAUGCAUUGCUUCACAACCAAAGUAUGGUGAAAAAUGGCAACCUAUUUCCAAGGCCCUGCACAACUCUCACCAACCAACUGAAGCUAUCUUGCAUCAAGUGGUGGCUGUACUCGGCAAGGAAGAGAGCUCGCAGCAGGCAAGGCAGGCGCCCCAAACUGAUAGACUCUAGUCGUCCGUUCUCCUGGCUUCUCCUGUUUCCAGCUAUAAGCAACUGAGUUAUUUACGUGUACCUAGGAUGGAGAAAGCUGCCCCACCUCAAUAAUGUUACUUUUUCCUGAGAAUGACUUUGGCGGGAUAUAGGAGCUGAUGCAGUUUAUUAUGUCAAACCAAUACACUCCCAUGGAACAUUAUCCUUUCCCAAUACCAAAUGGGGCAGGGUGCUGUGAGAUUCCAGCACAUUCUUUUUGGCAGGGGGGCUUGGAGUUGUUGACUUCGGAUAGUGCUGCUAACAAAAACUAUGAAGCUAAGGUCAACCAAGAGAGUUUGUGGAAGAGAUGGCCUAGUAUGAGAAGCAACAUCCUUUUCAUUUUAAUUUUGGUUUAGAGGGCUCAAUGAUGUAUUGAAGAAAAGGAUUUACGUCUGCUCCUUCUGCGUUUCUUUCUUUCAUGCAGCAUUGAAUCUCAAUUCUAGUUUUCUUAUUGCGAGGUCAAGGGUUAGGCUCAGUAUAUGACCAAAUGCACUUGCUCCCUCCUUGUUUCUUCCUUGAAGCAGUCACUUAGAAGAACAUAUGGUCUACUAUUAAAUGCUUAAUUUCUUUUUUUUUC